AUGGCAAAAGAUCUCCCUGGAGGGCAUUUCACCCGAAGAAGGGACGUUAGCUCACACUCUCUACUAGAAAAUACUUGCAACAACAAACGUCUGGACCUUGUCUUCAUCAUUGACAGCUCUCGCAGUGUACGUCCCUAUGACUUUGAAAAAGUGAAGGAGUUCAUUUUAACCAUCUUGCAGUUUCUGGACAUCAGUCCCGAUGCCACCCGAGUAGGUCUGAUUCAGUAUGGCAGCACAGUCAAACACGAGUUUUCGCUGAAGACAUUCAGGAGGAAGCAGGAUAUUGAAAGAGCAGUGAAGAGGAUGAUGCACCUGGCAACCGGCACCAUGACUGGGCUGGCUAUUCAGUAUGCAGUCAACAUUGCAUUUUCAGAGUCAGAAGGAGCUCGACCUCUGAAGCAGAAUGUGCCCCGAAUUAUCAUGAUAGUGACAGAUGGGAGACCUCAGGAUCCAGUGGCAGAGAUGGCUGCUAAAGCUCGUAACUCGGGUAUCUUGAUUUUUGCCAUUGGAGUGGGAAGAGUAGAUAUGAACACGCUGAAGUCCAUUGGGAGUGAGCCGCAUGAAGAGCAUGUGUUUCUGGUUGCUAAUUUCAGUCAGAUUGAAACACUGACAUCUGCCUUCCAGACUAAACUUUGUGUGCCCCAUAUGUGUAGUAUUGUUGAGCAUCGCUGUGAUCACUUCUGCAUAAACACCCCUGGCUCCUAUGUAUGCAGAUGCAAACAAGGAUACAUUCUGAAUGCUGACCAGAAGACUUGCAGCACUCAGGACCUUUGUGCUGUGGAGAAACAUGCCUGUGAGCAGAUUUGUGUGAACACACCUGGGUCUUACGUCUGUCAGUGUUAUGAAGGGUAUGAGCUUGAUGCAAAUGGGAAGAAUUGUGUUGUUGUAGACUACUGUGCUUUGGAUAACCAAGGUUGCCAACAUGAAUGUGUUAACACUGAGGACUCCUAUUACUGUAGAUGCCGCCCAGGGUUCAUUUUAAAUCCAGACAAAAGAACUUGCAGAAGACCAGACUAUUGUGCUAUUCAGGACCACGGCUGUGAACAGGAAUGUGUUAAUACAGAUGAUUCCUAUUUUUGUCAGUGCCAAGAAGGGUUUAGACUUAAUCCAGAUAAGAAAACAUGCACAAGAGUAAACUUCUGUGCUUGAGGUUAGCAUGAGUGUAUUAACAUGGAAGAGUCAUUUAUGUGCAGAUGUCAUCCUGGAUACACCCAGUGCCACGAUGGCAAUACGUGCAGAAACACGUGAGUGGACCACUGCGCUGAGAGCAAUCAUGGCUGCGAGCAACUGUGCCUAAAUACCGAGGCCUCCUAUGUCUGUCAGUGCUCUGAAGGGUUUGUCAUCAAUGAGGACCUAAAAACCUGCACACGAGUUGACUAUUGUGCUCUGAGUGAUCAUGGCUGUGAACAUUUGUGUGUAAAUGGCGACAGAUCUUAUACUUGUCAGUGUUUCGAAGGAUACAGGCUUCGUAAUGAUGGGAAAACAUGUAAAC
This is a messenger RNA of Pterocles gutturalis (yellow-throated sandgrouse), 1492 nucleotides long. RefSeq names its product matrilin-2-like. The record is from RefSeq and is a predicted model, not a curated record. Gene Ontology annotation, molecular function: calcium ion binding. NCBI's taxonomy places the organism in Eukaryota, Metazoa, Chordata, Aves, Pterocliformes, Pteroclidae. The transcript is spliced from 9 exons. The annotation marks the transcript as partial.